Molecule: messenger RNA, 973 nt
Organism: Rhea pennata
Lineage: Eukaryota; Metazoa; Chordata; Aves; Rheiformes; Rheidae
Gene: SRD5A1
Product: steroid 5 alpha-reductase 1
Exons: 5
Coding region: 1-810 (269 amino acids)
Biological process (GO): steroid metabolic process
Cellular component (GO): membrane
Molecular function (GO): 3-oxo-5-alpha-steroid 4-dehydrogenase activity
Source: RefSeq, a predicted model, not a curated record
AUGGGGGCUGCCUGCGGCGCUGGCGGGUUCUGGCAGCGCCUGUCGGGCCCGGCGGAGCAGCGGCUGCUGGAGCUGCUCUCCUACGGGCUGGUGGCCCUGGGCGCCGGCUCGGCGCUGCUGCUGUGCUUUCUCCCCAUGCCGUACGGCCGCUACUCCUCGCGCCGCUUCGGCUGGCUGUUGCCGGCGCGGGCGGCCUGGCUGCUGCAGGAGCUGCCGUCGCUCCUCAUCCCGCUGGGCCUCGCCGCCUGCAGCGGCGCCGCGCGCGUCUCCGAGCUGCCCAACGGCGUCCUGCUGGGGCUCUUCGUCGUGCACUACGCGCACAGGGCACUCAUAUUUCCUCUUCUGAUCCGGGAAGGAAAGCCAACACCAUUUUUCACUUUUGUACUAGCACUUCUGUUCUGUGUUUACAAUGGGUACUUGCAAGGUCGAAGCUUAAGCAACUAUGCAGAAUACCCUUCAACUUGGUUAAAGGAGCCUAUUUUCAUUGCGGGUUUUCUAGGGUGGUUGAUUGGCAUGGCAAUCAAUAUUCAUUCUGAUCAUAUUCUUAGAAAUCUGAGAAAACCAGGGGAACAUGGUUAUAAGAUACCGAGAGGAGGAAUGUUCGAAUAUGUCAGUGGAGCCAACUUUUUUGGAGAGAUCCUGGAAUGGUUUGGGUUUGCACUUGCCUGCUGCACCAUUCAAAGUCUUGCAUUUGCAUUGUGCACGCUUUUCAUCUUGAGUUCACGGGCAAAACAGCACCACCACUGGUACCUUGAGAAAUUUGAAGACUACCCAAAGUCGAGAAAAAUUUUGAUUCCAUUUCUAUAUUGAGCUGUGCUUGAAAUAAGAUCUCAUUCUGUUGGUAAUGGUGUUUUUGAAAUGUCUGCUCUCCGGAACAGCUAACACCUUGUAAGUGUUAGCCAGCUAAUAUUCUCCGAUCGUCAAUGUGACAAAGCCUUUGCAUCAAUGCUAUUAUUAUUACUGCUUUUCCUCU